CUUUCGGAUCUAUCUUUACCACCAUGACGUUUCCUUAAUUAUCCGAAUAGUCCGCAGCAGCUUCUUUUUUUUUUUUAUUGUUUUAGAACCAACUACAAUAAGAAGAAAAAGAAAAAAGCUGAUGCCAUUUUUUUUUCUUUUUUAAUAGAGAACAGGUACGUUUACGUCAAGACGCUCCAAUGAUGGAAUAUCACAUUCUGGUGAGGAUAAAUAAUAAAAACGAAAAACGCGGUGUACCAAAAGUCGGCUUUGAUACUAUUUCCUAAAAGAGGUUGACCUGCGUGGGCCCCAAAUUAUAAAAAGGGAUUUUUUUUUUUUUUAUUUACAAAUCAUUUAUCCUUUUCUUCUUCUUUUACAUACACUUUUUUUUUUAAUACCACAUUCCCCAUAGUAACAAAAUGAUGGACACUUCUCAGUUGACAACAAAUAAGAACCAAAAAGAAUUCCAGGAUAAACUUUAUAAUGUUGAUUUCCAUGCACCAGCCAAAAUAUUUCAAAACAAGCAUGCUAUUCAUCAAUUUGAAAACGUGACUCCCGAUGUUUCAAGGCCUGGUACACCUUUAUUAACACCUCACUAUCCCAAGUAUGAAUAUGGAUCCGAUACAUCCUCCGUUGGAUUUCCUUCUCCUUCAUUACCUCCCACAGCAGUUCACACACCGCCUUCAUUAUCACCCCAACACAGUGCUACUGCUACUGGUAGUACCACUGCCACCGCCACCAAUACUAAUGCCCAGGCCGAGACCGGCACUCACUCUCAUUCGGACGAUAACGAAGAUACCCUUUCGUCUGGUAGUGCCCCUUCCGCCAGUUUCUUAUCAACAUCCGCAUCUGCAUCACAGUCUUCCUUGCAUGCUAGACCCACUACACCUUCUCAAUUCGUCUUUAAGCGUCCUCAAUACAAUAAGGAAUACCAUCAUACCCAUUUCCAUCAUUUAGAAAAGAAGGACACUAUCCUUCAUGACCUCAAAAAGUUUUUCAAAUCAGAUAAGAAGAAGGAAAAGAAGAAGCCUACAUUGACCAAGAGUUCUAGUGAAAUUUCCUUUGCCAAUGAAUUUAACCGAGAUUUAGAAGGCAAAUACGGCAAAUGGGGCCGAUUUGUGGGUAAAGGAGCAGGUGGUUCAGUUAGAUUGAUCAGAAGAAGUAACGACAGCAAGACAUUUGCCGUCAAACAGUUCCGAAAGCGAUCCCCCAAUGAACCCGAGAAGGAGUACGUAAAGAAAGUGACGGCCGAAUUCUGUAUUGGGUCUACUUUACAUCAUGUCAACGUCAUUGAGACACUAGACAUUAUUCAAGAAGGUCAUAAUUUUUAUGAGAUUAUGGAAUUCGCACCCAAUGAUUUAUUCAAUAUUGUGAUGAGUGGUCAAAUGUCACGUGAAGAGGUUGCUUGUUGCUGGCGUCAGUUAUUAAACGGUGUAGAGUAUAUGCAACAAAUGGGUUUAGCACAUCGUGAUCUUAAGCUGGAUAAUAUGGUGUUGGAUGAACGUGGAAUUGUCAAGAUUAUUGAUUUUGGUUGUGCAGUAGUGAACAAGUACCCUCAUGAAACGCGAGUUCAUAAGAGUAAAGGCAUUUGUGGUUCUGAUCCUUAUAUUGCACCUGAACAAUUCACAGAGCCAGAUUAUGAUGCACGUUUAACCGAUCUUUGGUCUUGUGCUAUUGUCUUUAUCUGUAUGUCAAUUCGAAGAUUCCCUUGGCGUUUACCUCGACCCGAAAAGGAUCAAUCUUAUAAGAACUUUGUGACGCCUUCUUCACUGGGCGCCGAGAAAUUAUUCAAGAUGUUGCCUCGUGAAUCCAGACCGAUCAUCAGUCGUAUUUUGAACCCUAACCCUGCUGAGCGAUGUUCCUUGUCUGAUGUGCUUAAUGAUGAUUGGGUAAAGAAUAUUCCGUUCUGUACACACGAUUCCCCCGAAUUAUCUCACGCACAUCAUCUCAUGGUUGAACCAAGACCUGAGGUCAAAGAAGCCUGUAAUAUUAUUGUGCUGGAUAUUGCUCCUCCUUCUCUUUCUGAAGAUGCCUCUGAUGCUGCUACCAUUACUGUCCCUGAGCCUAAAAAGAAGCGUCAUCUUUUGAAAUCACACAAGAAGUAAAAAAAAAAAAAAUUAUAUUCCCUUUUCCUCUCUUUUCAAUUGUAUAUCCCCCAAUCAACAAACCAACCAUCUAUCUUAAAUGUACAUAAUUUUAUAUAUAUAUCAUAAUAAAUCUUCUUCUUUUUUUUAUUUUA
Mucor mucedo is the source of this 2218-nucleotide messenger RNA. Its product is annotated as kinase-like domain-containing protein. NCBI's taxonomy places the organism in Eukaryota, Fungi, Mucoromycota, Mucoromycetes, Mucorales, Mucoraceae. Gene Ontology annotation, biological process: intracellular signal transduction; protein phosphorylation. The record is from RefSeq and is a predicted model, not a curated record. Gene Ontology annotation, molecular function: protein serine/threonine kinase activity; ATP binding. The transcript is spliced from 2 exons. Bases 399 to 2084 code for a protein of 561 amino acids.